This is a messenger RNA of Jaculus jaculus (lesser Egyptian jerboa), 1886 nucleotides long. It is a transcript of the gene Adra2c, whose product is annotated as adrenoceptor alpha 2C. Gene Ontology annotation, biological process: platelet activation; adenylate cyclase-activating adrenergic receptor signaling pathway; regulation of smooth muscle contraction. The record is from RefSeq and is a predicted model, not a curated record. Gene Ontology annotation, molecular function: alpha2-adrenergic receptor activity. Bases 1 to 1383 code for a protein of 460 amino acids. NCBI's taxonomy places the organism in Eukaryota, Metazoa, Chordata, Mammalia, Rodentia, Dipodidae. The transcript has a single exon. Gene Ontology annotation, cellular component: membrane.
AUGGCGUCCCCGGCGCUGGCGGCGGCGCUGGCGGCGGCGGCGGCGGCGGCGGGCCCCAACGCGAGCAACACUGGAGAUUGGGGUAGCGUCGGAGGCGCCAACGCCUCGGGGACCGCCUGGGGGCCGCCACCGGGCCAGUACUCGGCAGGUGCUGUGGCGGGACUGGCGGCCGUGGUGGGCUUCCUCAUCGUUUUCACUGUGGUGGGCAAUGUGCUGGUGGUCAUCGCUGUAUUGACCAGCCGGGCGCUGCGUGCUCCGCAGAACCUCUUCCUGGUGUCGCUGGCCUCGGCUGACAUCCUGGUGGCCACGCUGGUCAUGCCCUUUUCGCUGGCUAACGAGCUCAUGGCCUACUGGUACUUCGGGCAGGUGUGGUGUGGCGUGUACCUGGCCCUGGAUGUACUCUUCUGCACUUCGUCCAUCGUGCACCUGUGCGCCAUCAGCCUGGACCGCUACUGGUCGGUGACGCAGGCCGUCGAGUACAACCUGAAGCGCACGCCACGCCGCGUCAAGGCCACCAUCGUAGCCGUGUGGCUCAUCUCGGCCGUCAUCUCCUUCCCGCCUCUGGUUUCUUUCUACCGCCAGCCCGACGGCGCCGCCUAUCCGCAGUGCGGCCUCAAUGACGAGACCUGGUACAUCUUGUCGUCCUGCAUCGGCUCCUUCUUCGCACCCUGCCUCAUCAUGGGCCUGGUCUACGCGCGCAUAUACCGCGUGGCCAAGCUGCGCACGCGCACGCUCAGCGAGAAGCGCACUCCCUCGGGCCCCGACGGCGCGUCCCCGACCACGGAGAACGGACUGGCCACCGCCGCGGGUGAGAACGGGCACUGCGCGCCCCCGCGCGCCGACGUGGAGCCCGAUGACAGCAGCGCGGCCGAGAGGCGGCGGCGCCGGGGCGCAAUGCGGCGGGGCGGGCGGCGGCGCGCGGGCGCCGAGGGGGACACGGGCGGCGCGGACGGGCCGGGGCUGGCGGCCGAGCCGGGCGCGCUGACGACGACGGCGGCCGCGAGGUCCCCGGGUCCCGGCGGGCGCCUGUCGCGCGCCAGCUCCCGUUCCGUCGAGUUCUUCCUGUCGCGCCGGCGCCGGGCGCGCAGCAGCGUGUGCCGCCGCAAGGUGGCCCAGGCGCGGGAGAAGCGCUUCACCUUCGUGCUGGCCGUGGUCAUGGGCGUGUUCGUGCUGUGCUGGUUCCCCUUCUUCUUCAGCUACAGCCUCUAUGGCAUCUGCCGCGAGGCUUGCCAGCUGCCGGACCCGCUCUUCAAGUUCUUCUUCUGGAUCGGCUACUGCAACAGCUCGCUCAACCCGGUCAUCUACACCGUCUUCAACCAGGACUUCCGGCGCUCCUUCAAGCACAUCCUCUUCCGAAGGAGGAGAAGGGGCUUCAGGCAAUGACCUGUGGCCCCUGGAACAUCUCCAAGCUAUGGGCUGGGCUGAGAGACCCAGUCAGAGAUAGCCUCCCCAGAGUCCCAAGGGUGGCCUGGAUGCCCAGAUGCACUGAGUGGGCCAGCAGGAACUGUGUGAGAGACAAUUGGGCCCCUGGGAGUGGGGCGGAGAGAGGGGAGACCCCUUUGCCUUCCCAUCUCAGCAAGGGGCUACUGCUAGGGGCCGACAGUCCAGUUCCUGGGAGUUCUGCUAUGCAGUGUGACUGUGAGGUCAGGAUCUGAGGCUGUAGUCAGGGCUACAAGCUCUCAAAUGGUGAGAAAGGAGCCCCCCUCCCACUCCAGAUCCACUUGUGAACAAGGGCUGACUUCCCAUGACCUGUUGGAUGCGAAGGUCUGGGGCAGAGGAGGAAAGGCACUGACAAUCUCUGAUUACUGAGAGUAUUUAAAUGUUUGCCAAAAACACCGACAGCCAAAACAACCAAACUAUUUUCUAAAUAAACCUUUGUAAUCUAA